CAAUAAUUGAAUGCUUCAAUUCUGACAGAUUGUAUGUUAAUUCAUAAUUAUGAAUUAUGCAUGCACAAGAAGGAUAUGAUGCAUAGAUUGAAGUUAUGAUAUUUAUGAAGAUAAAUAUGAAAUGAGCCACUAAAUAUCUUAUCGAUAGUGAAUCCCAUCAUCUAUGGAUUUUGGUCUUGAGCGCCCUCCUAAUCUUGUCAACGAGAAUCAAUAAUUCUCAGCGAAUGAAGAUGUCACGUACGGCAUCGGCGUUCGCGGAGCUCCUACAGUCAUCUUUGAGUUCCCGAACAGUCUAUGUGAAAUGCAUUCCUUCCCCGGUAACAUUCUUCGAGCGGCGGUCUGUUUUACGAGCUGUCCAAAAGCUCUCAUUCGAGACCAUCGAUACCUUCAAGAAGCUCGAAGAUAAUUCUUCCUUCAUUGUCGUCACAAGUAAACCGGACGCGGCGGCCGCCUUAGUCAACGCUUCACCUGUCACACGUGUUGUCGUUGCGCAAGAUCCGAAUGCGGCCGGCGGCGAACCGACUACCUCAUCAUGGGGUGCCGAAUACGAUGUGCGGGGGUCUAUAACUGCCCCUAUCGACCCGAUACCACCCUCGAGAGAGACAGAAUCUACACCCGCUCUUAAGGAUCUAGGCAUAUCCUAUAUAACCUUUACCUUGCACAUGUUUGCCGCGAAUAGAGCGUAUAAUCAUCUCGACGCGAUCAAGAAGAACCCUCUUCACGGACCGUGGCCAUCUAGCGAUGGCGAUGAAAUGGAGACAUUCAGAUCCGCUGCUUUGCGCCAGUGCGUACCGGCAGGCGCAAUGGCCCCGGCGUUGCGGGAUUGGGAUACUGCCAAUCAACUGUUGCGGGAUUCUACGAGUUUCUCAGAGGAAGGUGUCGAAGGGGCUUCCACUACGCUGCUCGGGAAACAGCGUCUGAAGCGUAAGCAUAUCUUUAUUUUGGAGCGGAUUCGGAAUCGGCAGAAUCGGAACAUGAUACCGGCUAUCAUGAGAAGUUUGGCAGCUUUCGCAGACGGCACAGCCUGCGAUAAACCACCUCUUGUUGAUCCGCUCCCCCAAAAGACUUUACCCGGGAAAACGGAUGACUGGGCGGUUAAACCUGAACUUACUAAGAGUGUAGGCGCGUCAAUUUAUGAUGCGCCUCAUUCACCCGACACACGCGAUGCGUCUGAUGCAUUUAAUGACAUCCCUUCAGAUCUCGAGGGUCUAUCGCUGAACUCAAUUAAAACAGAAAUCGAAGAAGAAUCGCCUAAAGGAUAAGCCGCCGUUUAUAAACAUCAGAUUCAUCUGAACUUAGGUGUUAUGUGGAUAUCAUAUAGAAACAUUUAUCACGUCGAUUGAAACAUACAUCCAAGUCUACAAUGCUCGGGAUGAAUUCAAUUGGGAUUAAGUCUAAAAGACCUUCGGAAUUCGCAGUCGC
Molecule: messenger RNA, 1422 nt
Organism: Annulohypoxylon maeteangense
Lineage: Eukaryota; Fungi; Ascomycota; Sordariomycetes; Xylariales; Hypoxylaceae
Exons: 2
Coding region: 225-1262 (345 amino acids)
Source: RefSeq, a predicted model, not a curated record